AUAGCUCUUGUUUCUUCUAUAGCUUCACUUCUGUUCCAACUCAAAUCAGUGUCUGAACCAGCCACAAUGCCUAGUGAUCAGAAUGGAACCUGGGAGAUGGAAAGCAAUGACAACUUUGAAGGCUACAUGAAGGCAUUAGAUAUUGAUUUUGCCACCCGCAAAAUUGCCAAGCACCUAACUCAAACAAAGAUAAUCGAACAAAAUGGUGAUAACUUCAAGACAAAAACAAACAGCACAUUGCGCAACUAUGAUUUGGAUUUCACUGUUGGAGUUGAAUUUGAUGAGCACACUAAAGGACUGGAUAACAGACAUGUGAAGACUCUAGUGAUCUGGGAAGGAGAUAAGCUUGUGUGUGUGCAGAAAGGAGAGAAGAAUAACCGGGGAUGGAAGCAAUGGAUUGAAGGAGGAAAACUGCACUUGGAGCUGACAUGUGAAGACCAAGUGUGCCAUCAAGUAUUUAUAAAGAAGUAACAGUUGACUGGGAAACCUGUUGAAUUACCAGUUAGGAAUUAUUUCUUGUGUUUUGUGAAAAAAGUUUCAGAACUUUUUCCUACUCUUAACAUAGCUUUGGGAAUGUAUCUGUGUGGAGUAUUAAGCAGAGGGAAAUGUGUGAGAACGACAAACAAAUAUUUCCUCUUUCUGAGCUGACAUUAAAAUAAAAAUAACUUUAAAAAACCCACCUCAA
Antechinus flavipes (yellow-footed antechinus) is the source of this 685-nucleotide messenger RNA. It is a transcript of the gene RBP2, whose product is annotated as retinol binding protein 2. Gene Ontology annotation, molecular function: fatty acid binding. The coding region runs from base 67 to 471 and encodes 134 amino acids. NCBI's taxonomy places the organism in Eukaryota, Metazoa, Chordata, Mammalia, Dasyuromorphia, Dasyuridae. Gene Ontology annotation, cellular component: cytosol; nucleus. The record is from RefSeq and is a predicted model, not a curated record. The transcript is spliced from 4 exons. Gene Ontology annotation, biological process: fatty acid transport.